CGGUUAUUCCUCUCCAGCUCUCUGUCUCUCUCUCUCGGCAGAUCGCAUCUCGCUCUCUCGGCAGACCUCGAUUGAGUAUGAGUUUGAGGGUUUUCCACUCCGUUUUUGAGUUUGACUGUAUGAGGGAUUUCCAUAACUUUCUCUCCCUCUUCGUGAAAGCCGAUCGCUCAAAGUUUUUAUGUGAGUGUACUUUCACCCGCUUGACGUCGUUUGCUUUCAAGAGACAAAUUUUGAAUCCUCACCAAUUUGGACCACGCCCAUUGAUAAGAAGUGAAGGCAAGCAGUUACAGUGUAUUUUUCUUGUAUUUUUCCACCUCACACAGAGGACCUCAAGCCUCAGAACCUGUUUCUCGACGAGAACGAGCACCUCAAAGUCCACCGAGUUUUAGAGAAAAUUCCAAAAGCGCUUAUACUUUGGUUCAAGAAGUAGAGGAAAGCUGUGUCAAAAUUUACAAACGAGAAACUCCACUCUAGAAUUGGCAGCGGUUAUGUGAAAUAGUUCAAUAGUUACUUCUCAUGUGAAGUAGGGCAGGUGAAAACAAGAAUGCUUUUAGAACAUAUGCUGGGAAAAUUUAGCUCUAAAAAAGGAGGUGUACCGUCUUAACAGAAGAAGCUCCUAUAGAAAAUUUGGUUUUGUUUUUAGGCCUGACAAUUUAGUUAGGGCCUAACUUUAUGAACCAUUAAGCAUCUUGGGCCAUAAUUGACAUUAGACUAUAUAAUAGACCCGAUCACUAUAUUGUACCAUGGGAAAAUUACAGGAAGCUCUAAAACCCAUUUUCUCAAACCCUUUUUGGCACUCGGACUAUUCUAUGUACAUGAAAAUGUUGCAGCUUUGCAUGGAGGGGAAGGCUGAAAAAGCCGGUCGUUUGAUUCACAACAAACUAAUAACAAGUGGGUUUGAUUCAAACGUCCACUUAAAUACAAGACUGAUAAUCUUUUAUGCGAAGUUCGGUCUCAUGGAUGCAGCCCGUAACCUGUUCAAUAAAAUGCAUGAGAGAAGUGUAGUGUCCUGGACUGUGAUGAUUUCUGGGUUUUCACAAAAUGGGCAUUAUAAAAAUGCUUUGAUAAUGUUAUUGGAAAUGCGUCGGGCAGGUGUUAAGGGCAAUCAGUUUACCUAUGGGAGUGCGUUGAGGGCGUGUACUAGUAUGAGGUGGUUGGAAGUGGGGAUGCAAGUACAUGGAUGCAUUCAGAAGGGUAGGUUUGUGGAGAAUUUGUUUGUUCAGAGUGCAUUGGUUGACUUGCAUGCGAAAUGCGGGAAAAUGGAGGAUGCACGAUAUUGGUUUGAGACAAUGUCAAAGAGGGAUGUGGUUUCUUGGAACGUGAUGAUUGGUGGAUAUGCUGUUCAAGGAUUUGCUGAUGAUUCAUUUCGAAUGUUUCGUUCAAUGAUGAGAGAAGGAUUCAUUCCUGAUGGCUUCACCUUGGGAAGCGUCUUGAGAGCCUGUGCUGCUUGCAGUGGUCUCAUGAAGCUCAACCAGACACAUGGCUUAAUCAUCCGAUUGGGUUUUGGAUCACAUAAUGCUUUAACUGGAUCAUUAAUUGAUUCUUAUGCAAAAUGUGGAAGGGUAGGAAGUGCUUACGAUUUAUACAAGAGUAUGCCAGCAAAAGAUAUUAUAUCUUGCACUUCACUGAUAGUUGGAUGUGCACGCAAACGUAACCAUAGUAAAGAUGCGCUGGAUCUCUUCAAAGAAAUAUUUCAAAUGCACAUGGAAAUGGAUGAAGUUAUAUUUUGCUCCAUGAUUAAUAUAUGUGCCAACAUAGCAUCAUUAAGUUUCGGAAGACAAAUCCAUGCUUUUGCUUUAAAAGUUCAACCCUGUUAUGAUGUGGCCAUGGGAAAUGCUCUCAUUGAUAUGUAUGCAAAAUGUGGAGAAAUUGAAGAUUCUAAACGUGCUUUUGAGGAGAUGGAGGAGAAAAAUGUCAUUUCUUGGACAUCGUUGAUUGCAGGAUAUGGGAAACAUGGCUUUGGCCAUAAGGCAAUUGCACUAUAUAAGGAGAUGGAACAUGAAGGGCUAAGGCCAAAUGAUGUUACAUUCUUGUCUCUUCUCUUUGCCUGUAGCCAUAGUGGAAUGACUGGUGAAGGAUCAGAAUGCUUCAAUAGUAUGGUCAAGAAGUACAAUAUUUUGCCUAAAGCGGAGCAUUUUUCCUGUAUGAUAGAUCUCUUUGCACGUGGAGGCCAGUUAGAAGAAGCUUAUAAUUUGCUAUGUGAGAUGAAAAUGAAACCUAAUGCUUCAAUUUGGGGUGCCAUUCUUGGGGCAUCUAGCACCUAUGGUAAUUUAUCUAUUGGGGAAAUAGCAGCCAUUAAUCUUCUUAAUAUGGAUCCCAAGAAUUCAGUUAACUAUGUUGUUUUAGCAAGCAUAUAUGCUGCACAUGGCGAAUGGGACAAUGUCUCCAAGAUGUGGAAUUUGAUAAAAGAGAGAGGUUUAAAAAAGGAUCCAGGAUGUAGCCUUUUACAAUCUACGAAGAAGGAAAUCACACAUUUGCAGCCUAGUUGAAAGUGCAGAACUGUCCUACUUUUUACUUCUUGGGGAGAGCGUAAAACUUAUAAAAUAUCCUGCUGACCAGACGAUUCAUAUGCUAAGGCUGUAGAACAGUAUGAGAGAGUGCUUGCACAGUCUUGUGGUCCAUUGAUGUAUUCCUGGUUCACAGCCUUCUGUUCCCAUGCUUCUUUACAUUCAGAUAUGCAUUCUCAUGCUUGAAGUAUAAUAUUAUUGUGGAAAAUAUAUGACCGCAAAGGGGCUUGGAGCUUUGAGCAACUUCAAGGCUUGACAGUGUCAUAUUUUUAUCUGCAUUCCAAGGUUAGGCUCACAUUUGGUGUCUGAAUUCUGCAUAAGAUCUCACAGGUCAGAUCCAGCUUUUACCCCUUUUCGCUAACUCAACCGACUAUUUGAAGUUGAGGAAUUUAGUACUGAUGCAGUCCAGGAUUUUAUGCUUUGUUUAAAGAUCUUUUGAAGACCCUUUUAUGUUCUUAAAUGAUGUUUUCUGAAUUUUGCCCUUUCGUAAAGUACACUUGAAGAGGGAAAAGGUCGAGAGAAGUCGGGACAGAAAGUGGAAGAAAUGCAACUACUAAAAGGAAAUCUGAGAAUAGUACCCUAGCUACCUUACAAGAGAAUUACACUUGGAAGAUAUACUGUGCCACUAUUAUGCUUGCCAUAGUCAUGGUGUUGGAUUAUAAUUAUUAAAAGUAUCUUUUCUUAAACAGGAUCAGAUUUACAAGUGGAAGAAUCUCAACAAGUACGAUCUCCUCUUACCGAGAAAAUUGCUGCCGACCCAUUUCCAAAAUCUCUACUAGCAUACAAAUACAAUAGUGAUACUGUUAUGUCUUCCCCUAGUUUGCCUCCUCUCAAGUUCAACUCUGGCUUUCUGGCACAACAUAGUCUGGUUACUCCCUACCUGGAGUCCUGGACGACGAAGACGACGAUGCUGAGAGCGUAGCUUCAGUUCCGGAUGAUGAUGAUGCCGAUUACUCGGACGAAGAAGUUUUGGGAUCUAA
Corylus avellana is the source of this 3487-nucleotide messenger RNA. Its product is annotated as PPR superfamily protein. Gene Ontology annotation, biological process: RNA modification. Lineage: Eukaryota; Viridiplantae; Streptophyta; Magnoliopsida; Fagales; Betulaceae. The record is from RefSeq and is a predicted model, not a curated record. Gene Ontology annotation, molecular function: protein binding; RNA binding.